Molecule: messenger RNA, 705 nt
Organism: Lizanozyma spartinae
Lineage: Eukaryota; Fungi; Ascomycota; Pichiomycetes; Serinales; Debaryomycetaceae
Exons: 1
Coding region: 1-705 (234 amino acids)
Source: RefSeq, a predicted model, not a curated record
AUGCCAGGCUCAGCCAUCUCGAAGGACUCGCAUAUCUUUGAGCGUUCUGCAAGCUCAGGGAACAUCUACGGUUCUGGAACUUGCUGUUGCCAGGACUUGGAACAUGGUGAAGAAGUGUUAGUGUCGUCAGAGGGGAUCCCAACACACUUGAACUUUGAAGACUUCACCAUACCUACGUUAGAUCUGACCACUGAGUUGGUUACAGAUCCUCAUGUUUCCUUUGAACUGAUUAAGUUAAAGCUGUGUGACCGAAAACGUUCUAGAAGCUUGAUUUCAAACAGUUUGAUGAGCAGACUCGAUGGUGAUGGCUUAAAGGAAGCUGAUGAUGACACCUAUGAAACGGAGGAGGAAGAAUUUGGAGAAGCAGUAGAAGAAGGAGAAGCAGUAGAAGAAGAAGGAGAAGAAGAAGACGCUUUAGAAUACCGUGAAGCUGACGAUACUAAAAUCUCUGUAGCAAGCGUUAGAUCAGCACCUUAUGCUAUGCUGCUGCGAAUAAGCCAGGUUAAUGAGAGUGUCAUAACUGAUAAUGGGAUAUCCGAAAUUCCUGAGAAGAUAUCACAACUUCAACGCUCUCAAUCAUCUUCCAAUGGAGAUUAUCUUGUGUUGGAUUACUAUUCAUUCAACGAGUUGGUGCACCACAGACCCAAAUAUGUGAGCAAAUCUAAAGAUUACAUUUUGGAUCCAACUUCACAGGCAAUGUCGUAA